AUGCGCUGCUUCUCCGAGUACGGGGGCACCAACGCCGGAGUCUGGCUGCGCACAUGCUACGACGCCGACAAAGAAGAAAAGCACGCCGCGCUUUUCAAGGAAUUCGUGACGGAGUGCGAAGUUGUCGGCCCAGACGGGCUGGUGCUAGAUGACCACGAGCUCUUUGCAACGGACCUGGCCGGUAUGCUCGAGCUGUUACCAGAGCGGGUGACGUCCAGCGCGGGGGCGUACCAUGUUACAUGGCGCGAGGAGAACCUGCGCGAGAUCGAAGAAGAAGAAGAAGAGGAGGAGGAGGAGGAGAGGGAAAUGGAAGAUGAUACGCAGACGGCCGGGGACAAGAAGCGGCGCGAGAUGCUCGGCCCCAAGAAGUCGGAGCAGAAGCUUGUUCGGAAUCGUUAUAGUAUCUAUCAUGCGGCUUGCAUUGUCACUCAUGUGUUUGUGGAGGAUGAGGAGGCGCUGGAGACGGGGCUCGUGCUGCAUAUUUACUUGGAUGAUUGUGGUAAUGUUGUUCGCCAGGAGCGCGUUGAUGCCACAUCGGUUAGUAACUUCGAUGGGCUCUGGUUUGAUGGUGCUUGGAAGGAGUCCAUUAUUCCGGGCGAUGGCCAGGUCGUUGGGCCGGCGUACCUGCCGGGGGGUGUUCGGGGUCCGCCGUAUCGAUGA
Messenger RNA from Penicillium alfredii, 660 nucleotides. RefSeq lists its product as uncharacterized. Bases 1 to 660 code for a protein of 219 amino acids. The transcript has a single exon. Lineage: Eukaryota; Fungi; Ascomycota; Eurotiomycetes; Eurotiales; Aspergillaceae. The record is from RefSeq and is a predicted model, not a curated record.